CAGCAACGAGAGAAGGGGAGGAGGCAGUGGGGUGCACUGAGCCGUGAGCUAUGGAUAUUCUGUGCCCCCUGCUCCGGUUUCUGCUCGCUCUCUUGUGGACUGGGGUAGGAGCCCUGAUCAACUUGAAGUACUCCGUGGAGGAGGAGCAGAGAGCCGGCACGGUGAUUGCUAACAUUGCCAAAGAUGCUCGAGACGCGGGCUUUGUGUUGGAUCCCCGGCAGCCCACCGCUUUCCGGGUGGUCUCCAAUUCUGCGCCGCACCUGGUGGACAUCAACCCUGGAUCAGGGUUACUGGUGACCAAGCAGAAGAUUGACCGGGACCUACUUUGCCGGCAGAGCCCCAAAUGCGUGAUCUCGUUGGAGGUCAUGUCCAGCUCCAUGGAGAUCUGUGUCAUCAAGUUGGAGAUUAAAGACCUCAACGACAACGCGCCCAGCUUCCCCACGGACCAGAUUGCGCUGGAGAUCUCAGAGACGGCCAGCCCGGGAACCAGGGUGCCGUUGGAGAGUGCCUACGAUCCGGACUCGGGUAACUUUGGGGUGCAGAGCUACGAGAUCACGCCCAAUGACCUCUUUGGGUUGGAGACCAAGAUGCGUGGUGAUGGCUCCCGUUUUGCCGAGCUGGUGGUGGAGAAGAGCCUGGACCGCGAGACCCAAUCUCAUUACAGUUACAUGAUCACUGCUUUGGAUGGGGGUGACCCGCCCAAUUUUGGCACGGUGGAGUUGAACAUCAGGGUCAUUGACUCCAAUGACAACAACCCGCUCUUCGAUGAACUGUCCUACACCAUUAGCGUGCCAGAGAACGCUCCUCCGGGCACACCAGUGAUCCGUCUCAAUGCCACGGACCCUGACGAGGGCACCAAUGGGCAAGUGUUGUAUUCCAUCCACAGCUAUGUGUCCGAAAAGGCCAGGGACCUCUUCCAAAUCAACCCCCAGACAGGCCUGAUCACGGUCACUGGGGCAAUUGACUACGAGGAAGGCCAUGCCUACGAACUGGAUGUGCAGGCCAAAGAUCUCGGGCCCAACUCCAUUCCUGCCCACUGCAAGGUGACGGUCACAGUGCAAGAUGCCAAUGACAACCCGCCUCUCAUUAACCUGCUCUCUGUUAACAGUGAGUUGGUGGAGGUCAGUGAGAACGCACCUCCGGGCUACGUGAUUGCUCUGGUGAGAGUUUCCGACCGCGACUCUGGUGCCAAUGGCCGGGUGCAAUGUAAGCUGUUGGGGAAUGUGCCCUUCCGCCUGCAAGAGUACGAGAGUUUUUCCACCAUUCUGGUGGAUGGACGUUUGGACCGGGAGCAAAGGGACCAGUACAACCUCACUAUCCAGGCGAAGGACAAUGGGAUCCCCUCUUUGCAAGCCACCAAGUCCUUCACUGUCAAGAUCACGGACGAGAACGACAACCACCCCCAUUUCUCGAAACCUUACUACCAGGUCAUUGUGCAGGAGAACAAUACCCCUGGGGCCUACCUUCUUUCUGUUUCUGCCAGGGACCCUGAUCUAGGCCUUAAUGGCAGUGUCUCCUAUCAGAUAGUGCCAUCCCAAGUGAGGGACAUGCCUGUCUUCACCUACGUCUCCAUCAAUCCCAACUCUGGAGACAUCUAUGCCUUGAGAUCCUUCAACCAUGAGCAAACGAAGUCUUUUGAGUUCAAGGUCUUGGCCAAAGACGGAGGCAACCCCUCCUUACAAAGCAAUGCCACCAUCCGAGUGAUCGUCCUGGAUGUCAAUGACAACACCCCUGUGAUAACCGCCCCUCCUCUAGUCAACGGGACUGCUGAAGUCUACAUCCCCAGGAACGCAGGGGUCGGCUACUUGGUGACAGUGGUCAAAGCGGAUGAUUAUGACGAAGGGGAGAAUGGGAGACUUUCAUAUGAGAUGGCUGAAGGAGAUAGAGGGUUUUUCGAGAUUGACCAGGUCAAUGGCGAGAUAAGGACCACUAGAGCAUUUGGGGAGAAUUCCAAGACUACCUACGAGCUGAUUGUGGUGGCUCAUGACCAUGGAAAAACAUCUCUCUCAGCUUCUGCCUUGAUUUUGAUAUAUCUUUCUCCAGCCUUGGAUGCCCAGGAAUCCAUAGGAUCUGUAAACUUGUCCCUUAUUUUUAUUAUUGCCCUGGGUUCUAUUGCUGCCAUUCUGUUUGUCACUAUGAUCUUUGUGGCCGUCAAAUGCAAGCGGGAUAACAAAGAAAUCAGGACCUACAACUGCAGAAUUGCAGAGUACUCCUACGGGCACCAAAAGAAAUCCAACAAGAAGAAAAAAAUCAGCAAGAACGACAUCCGCCUGGUGCCGCGGGAUGUCGAGGAGACCGAUAAAAUGAACGUUGUGAGUUGCUCCUCCUUGACGUCGUCUCUCAACUACUUUGACUAUCACCAACAGACUUUGCCUCUGGGCUGCCGCCGAUCGGAAAGCACCUUUCUCAACGUGGAGAGCCAAAACAACAGGAACGCCGGCUCCAACCACGUCUAUCACCAUACCUUCACCGGGCAAAGCCCCCAACAGCCGGAUCUCAUCAUCAACGGGAUGCCAUUGCCGGAGACUGAAAACUACUCGUUUGAUUCCAACUAUGUGAACAGCAGAGCUCACUUAAUAAAAAGCAGUUCGACAUUCAAAGAUCUGGAGGGCAACAGCCUGAAGGACAGUGGGCAUGAAGAAAGUGACCAGACGGACAGUGAACAUGACGUCCAGCGUGGGUUGUACUGUGACACUGCUGUCAAUGAUGUUUUGAAUACCAGCGUCACUUCUAUGGGGUCUCAGGUGCCUGAACAAGAUCAGAGUGAGGGAUUUCAUUGCCGGGAAGAGUGUCGGAUCCUCGGUCAUUCGGACCGAUGCUGGAUGCCACGGAACCCCGUCCCCAGCCGGGCAAAGUCCCCCGAACACGGAAGGAACGUCAUGUCCCUCUCUAUAGAAGCUACGGCUGUGGAUACAGAGCUUUACGAAGACUGUGGCGCAAAGAGAACUUUUGCCACGUUUGGGAAGGACGGGAGCGAACCCGUCCCGGAGGAGCGGGGCCCGGCCGCCUUGGUGAAAGGUAAAAGAACAGUGGAUCCGCCCGUCUGUAGCCCAAAGGUCAACGGUGCAGUCCGGGAGGCAGGGAACGGCUGUGAAGCUGUCAGUCCCAUCACUUCACCCAUUCACCUAAAGAGCCCUUUGUCUAGCAAACCGUCCGUGUCCUACAGCAUAAUGCACUGCCCGGCAAAUCGCGACCUGGAGCCCUUUGUAAACAAUGGCCCUUCGCGGCCCACGGAAGCGGAGCCAAGGGGCGCGGACAGCGAAAACGUCAUGCAUGAGAUUAACCCUCUUCUGCAAGAAUGUAGAGAAAAAGACUCGCCCGGUGUGAAGAGGCUAAAAGACAUAGUACUGUAAGCAGCGCUGUGGACGGGAAGAAGUGGCAGACCCCGGAUGUGUGUAUUGUUUUGAACAGCUUACUGAUGGUUUCACAAAUUUGCUGUAUUU
Molecule: messenger RNA, 3443 nt
Organism: Elgaria multicarinata webbii
Lineage: Eukaryota; Metazoa; Chordata; Lepidosauria; Squamata; Anguidae
Gene: PCDH19
Product: protocadherin 19
Exons: 5
Coding region: 51-3353 (1100 amino acids)
Biological process (GO): homophilic cell-cell adhesion
Cellular component (GO): plasma membrane
Molecular function (GO): calcium ion binding
Source: RefSeq, a predicted model, not a curated record